CCGCUUUAGAGUGAGCGUGGAAUAUACAAAUUGAGGGGUAUGUUUAUCUCCUGAUAGCCUUUUUUCGCUCCGUGACUGGCUUCCUCACGAAGGAGACGCGUUCAGUUUCGGUGCGGUUUUCCGGCGAUCGACGGCGAUUUCGUGGAUCUGCUUCUGCGGUGCACCUAAAGACGCAGUGGAGAUUGGAGUUGACUGUUCUUGGUUUUCUGUAGAAGCGGCGCAGGAAGACUGGUGGGGAGGGCGUUGCUUUUUGCGGGAGGAUUUCUGGCGGAGAAUGUGUGACAACCGAAGAUGACGAAGAAGAGGAAGCUCGUUCUAGCCUUGCUCUGCGUCACAGUUCUCUCUCCUAUUGUUCUCUACACGGAUCGGCUCUCCUUGGUCUCGAAUCCUAGCUCGAAUAUCGAGGUCAGUGACGAGGGUUCUAAUCUGAGAUUUGGGACGAGCGAGGCUGAGCCUGGGGAACUACUACAUGCACUUUCGCAGGAGUUGACGGAUCCUGUAAAAGAGCCAAUAGGCGUUGUGUAUUUUGAUAAUUCAAACAGUUCUAAUCAGGUUUCAGCAACUCCGGAAGAUGGAUUGAUUUCACCGAAGGUUGAAGGUAGAUCUUCCUUGAUACGCGAAAAAAAAAUGCCAUUGACGAAGUCUGAGGAGCACAAGAGCAGGGUUCUGUCCGCUGCUAUUGAUGGGGGUUUACCAGAGACCGAGCCUGUUAUCAAGGAAGUUACUGAUGGGGCAAUUGAGAAAAUAGAUGCUUUUGUAAAAGUUGACGCUGAGAAACCUGAAUCAGUGGAAGACAGCAAGGUGAACAAGGGCAAGGAUUCGGCUAUCAUGCCUACCUCCAUUUCUCAGAUAGAGCAAAGGAAAUCUGAAAACAAUGGUCAGCAGACUCCUGACAGGAUCGAUGUACCAGAACACCAGACGGUUCCUAGUGAGCAAAAGAGCAUCAGCACACCAAUUCCAGAUGCUAGGGUCAGGCAACUCAAAGAUCAAUUGAUUCGUGCAAAGGUCUAUCUUGGAAUUGGGUCAAUUCGAUCCAAUCCUCACUACGUAAGGGAGUUGCGCCUGCGAAUAAAGGAAAUUCAGCGUACACUUGGAGAAGCAACAAAGGAUUCACAUUUAGCAAAGCACUCAUAUGAUAAACUUAAAGCAAUGGAGCUAACUUUGGCAAAGGGCAAUCAAAUUCUAGAUGAUUGUUCUUCUAUCGCAAAAAAACUCCGCGCCAUGAUUCAUUCCAGUGAGGAACAGUUGCGAGUUCAUAAGAAACAAGCAUUGUUUCUUACACAACUUGCUGCUAAAACCAUCCCUAAAGGUCUACACUGUCUUCCUCUAAGGCUUUCCAAUGAAUAUUUCUCUUUGAACUCCAGUCAGCAGCAAUUUGCAAACCAAGAAAAGCUCGACGAUCCUGGUCUCCAUCACUAUGCUGUAUUUUCAGACAAUGUGUUGGCUACUGCAGUGGUGGUGAACUCCACGAUAUCAAAUGCUAAGAACCCUGCAGAGCAUGUUUUCCACAUUGUGACUGACAGACUGAACUACGCAGCAAUAAGGAUGUGGUUUUUAGCUAACCCACCAGGAAAAGCCACGAUUCAAGUCCAGUACAUUGAGGAGUUUACAUGGCUAAAUGAGAGCUAUAGUCCGGUAUUGAAGCAACUUAGAUCUCGGUCCAUGAUUGACUUUUACUUUAGGACUCAUCAUGGAUCUUCAAACUCUGACGCAAAUCUGAAGUAUAGAAAUCCAAAGUACCUAUCCAUCUUGAAUCAUCUGAGAUUUUACCUUCCUGAGAUCUUUCCAAAGCUCAGCAAAGUGGUGUUUCUGGAUGAUGAUGUGGUUGUACAGAAGGACCUCACUGGCCUUUGGAAGAUCAAUAUGAAUGGGAAGGUCAAUGGUGCAAUCGAGACUUGUGGCGAAAGCUUUCACCGCUUUGAUAGAUAUCUCAAUUUCUCAAACCCACUUAUCGCCAAGAACUUCAAUCCUCGUGCCUGUGGUUGGGCAUACGGAAUGAAUGUGUUUGAUUUGGAUGAAUGGAGGAAGCAGCAGAUCACAGGAGUCUAUCACUAUUGGCAAAAUAUGAAUGUAGAUAGGCAGCUAUGGAAAUUGGGAAGUCUUCCUCCUGGUUUGUUAACCUUCUACAACCGCACACUCCCUAUCGAUCACUGGUGGCACACUUUGGGCCUCGGCUACAACCCUCAGGUUGACCAGAAGGAGAUCGAGAAGGCAGCGGUCAUCCACUACAAUGGAAACAUGAAGCCUUGGUUGGAUAUCGGCAUCUCUCAAUAUCGCCGUUAUUGGUCCAAGUACUUAGACUAUGAUCAUCCCAUCCUACGGGACUGCAACAUCACUCCUUAAAAGAGUGCCCCUCAUGCUUAAAUGUGUUGCUCCUUAGCAACAUCGAAGUAAUCUCUUCAGCUAAUUUUGGCCAGUUUUUUUUCGAGAACCUCUAAUUCAUUUGUAGCUUGUAGUUUCUUAUUCUCAUGGGGGACUGAUUUUCUGCACAAAUCAGGUCUACUGUACAUGUAGGAUUUAUUUAUUUAUUUCCCCUUUUGUUUUAAGCUUAUGGCUUUAUAUUCAGGUGUUGUAGCUUUUCCAUGGAAAAUUAUUGCAAAAUCUAUUGUAUCUUUUCCUGUU
Molecule: messenger RNA, 2622 nt
Organism: Zingiber officinale
Lineage: Eukaryota; Viridiplantae; Streptophyta; Magnoliopsida; Zingiberales; Zingiberaceae
Product: probable galacturonosyltransferase 4
Exons: 9
Coding region: 292-2343 (683 amino acids)
Molecular function (GO): polygalacturonate 4-alpha-galacturonosyltransferase activity
Source: RefSeq, a predicted model, not a curated record